Messenger RNA from Micromonas commoda, 1464 nucleotides. Its product is annotated as COMPASS/Set1C complex protein. Gene Ontology annotation, biological process: transcription initiation at RNA polymerase II promoter. Gene Ontology annotation, molecular function: RNA polymerase II general transcription initiation factor activity; protein binding. Gene Ontology annotation, cellular component: transcription factor TFIID complex. Bases 1 to 1464 code for a protein of 487 amino acids. Lineage: Eukaryota; Viridiplantae; Chlorophyta; Mamiellophyceae; Mamiellales; Mamiellaceae. The transcript has a single exon. The record is from RefSeq and is a predicted model, not a curated record.
AUGCCGUCGCCGGGGUUCGCCCUCGCGCGCACGCUGGAGGGCCACUCCAAGUCCGUCGCCGCCGUCAAGUUCAGCCCCGACGGAUCUGUCGUCGCGUCCGCGAGCGCUGACAAGACCGUCCGUCUGUGGCGCGUCGCCGACGGCGCGCAGCUGUGCGUGCUCGUGGGCCACGAGAGGGGAUGCUCGGACGUCGCGUGGACCGGGUGCGGGCGCUACCUCGCGUCCGCGUCCGACGACAAGAACCUCCACCUCUGGGACGUCGACCCGUGCUCGCCCCACUACGGAAAAACCGUGCGCGUCUUCGCGGGGCACACCUCGCACGUCUUCUGCUGCGACGUCAACUCCGUCUGCGGCGCGAACAACGUCCUCGCCAGCGGCAGCGUCGACGAGACCGUCCGACUGUGGGACCUGCGCCAAGGUACCUGCGUCAACGUCCUCCCGGCGCACUCCGACCCGGUCACCGGCGUCAAGUUCUCCCCCGACGGCGCCAUCCUCGCGACGUGCUCGUACGACGGCAUCACGCGACUGUGGUCCGUCGCCACCGGCGCGUGCCUCAGGACGAUCGUGCUCGGGUUGGGAGGCGGGGGGUUGGGAGGAGGAGGAGGCGGCGGAGGGGGUGCCGAGGGUGCCGAGGGUGCCGAGGACGCAGACACAGCUGGCGACAAGCUGGCGGUCAUCCCCGGAUUCGUCGGCAACGCCGUGGACGACGUCGCCGCGCUCGCCGACGGCGUCGUGAUCAACGGCGGCGCCGGCUGGGGCGACGGUUCGUAUCGUAACGCCCCGAUAGGCUGCAUCGUCCCCUCGACCAACGGCCGGUACCUCCUGGCGUCCACGCUCGACGCCCACGGGUCGCUCAGGCUGUGGGACGCCGUCAAAGGGCGAGUGGUUAGAACCUACGCCGGGCGAAGAGGAUCGCGGUACUGCGCCUUCGCCGCGUUCGCCGACGCGGAAGGGACGUCGUACGCGGUGUGCGGGUCGGAGGACGGGUCGGUGAUGGCGUGGGAUCUGCGCACCGGGGAGGUGGCGCAGAGGAUCCCCGGGUCGGACGCGGCGUGGACCAACGUCGUCGGCGACGAGAGAACAAAGGCGGAGGCGGAGAAGCGACGGGGGGGGUCCGAAAAGGCGGAAAAUACGGCAAAGUUGGACGGCGACGGGAUCGAACCCGCGACCGGUUCCCCGGGCACGCCGGGGCGCGACGAGGAGGACGGCGACGCGGGGAAUCGGGUGGGCGUGCCGGGGCGCGAGGGGAAGGACGGGGACGGCGGGGACGCGGUCGUGUCGACGGAUCUAAACCCUGAACCUAAACCUCCGCCGCCGCCGACGGACCCCGACGGGCACGACGACGCGGUGGUCGGGCUGGACUUUUUCCGUCACGGGAUGCUCGCGACGUCGGGGCUGGAGAGGGACCGCACGAUCAAGCUCUGGACGACGGCGGGGUACCGCGAGCGCGCGCGUGCGUCGUGA